UCGAGAGGUGCAGAAAUUAAUCCGAAUGGUCCUUAGAGGUGGCCAGGAACUGGUUGUCUUCAAGUAAAGUUAAUCCUCUUAGAUCUUGCAAAAUUGAUUCAGUGAAAGUUCAAGCUUAAUCCUUAAAGAACAUGUUUUGUUCUUUUGCAGCAAAAUUUACGUUGAGCAGGCCUUGGAUGAAGAUUCCUAGGUUUGGAUCAUGAAAUCAUAAGAAAAGGCAUCCUUUUCAUACAUUAAUUGAUCGUAAAAUUAGUAAGAUCUACUAGCAAGACAUAGGAAAAUUCUUUAAUCUCCAAAAUUUGGGCCUGCUGUUGAUGAGGAAAUCUGUUUUUAUGUAAGAAGCUCACAGUGUGUUUGGUUCAUGAAGAGACAACAUAUCAAUCAGGGACAUGCAUUAUGCUGGUGCGUGAUUGUUGCCUUGGCUACUUUUUUGCCAAAAAUCAUUGUCAAUGUAGGUUAGAUGAUCCAAGAAACUUAUGGUGAUUCGCUGUUGUGGCAAAUAAGUAUUUCUCGAGACUUAACAGUUUGAAAUCAGGCAGAGCUUAACUUAGGAAAUGUCCUAAAUGACAGUGAAUCAGAUGUAUUGAUGCUAAAAGGAACUGCAUGAAAAUGAAUCAAAUGAAAGGGAACUAUGUGUAUGGGGUCUAAGUGCUACAUAAUUUGUGUUGUCUAUAUUCAUUCGCACUUAGUUCCUUUCAGCAUAAAUACAUUCAAUUUCAUAUGUGCUUUUUGGGAAAGGACCCAGAAUCAUGGUAACAAGCUUUUUUUCCAAAACAUGUCUCUUCGCACAAUGAAUAAUCAUUUUCCUUCUCUAAGUUAGCUUAAACUGCUUGCUUGACACGGAAUUGUCAACCUUAGAGACCUGUCAGACAGAUUUUUAUGGAAAAAUGUGUGUGGUUUGUCGAAUUUAUGAAUUCUUUACCACUGACCAGAUUUGUGUCAAGGGAAAUUCCUACAUCAGGUUUCACACUUUCAGCAAUAAUAGUUAAGUACACUUUCAUUUUUUUUUUUCUAGAAUGCUCUAUCUUCAGUACAAAUAUUUUAUUUAAUUUUGACAGAAGUCCUAAAUGGUAUUUCCAAUAAACCUAAACUUCGGUUGAAGUACUUGGAAUACCCUCCUCCACGGCAGCUUUGUUGAAGUUAAAUGUACUGGAGAAUAGAAUAAGUUCUGUUACAUACUGGUUUUACCUAUUAUCUCUUGCAAUUAAUGAAACGAUUGUCCAAUAGCACAUUACAUCUUUCUAAUAAUCAAACGCUAAAUUCAUCUUUUGAUGAGAUGUUUUUCUGUAAUGGCUUAGUUUGUCCCCUUAUACUGAUCUGAUUGUUCUCUCAUAGUCAUGUGAGAUGUCCGUGGUAUUUUUGGGGGGAAAAAAAAUUUGAUUUCAGGAAAUGAAUUAGUCUCUCACAAAAAUUAACCUCAAAUGGAGGAAGGAUCCUUUUUCAAGAUCUUCUAAGAAUUUGUAAAAUGUGCAAUAAUAAGGCUGAUGAGUUUUUUUUCUUUCUUUCUUUCUUUUUUUCAUGCUAAAUUUUAAGUGUCAGGAAAUGCCAUCAAGUUGCUUAGAUUAGGUAGUUUUAAAUCGUAACGUCCAUCUUUACACCAGUCUCUGAACGGGAUGCAAAACAACCUUGUAGUUACCAUGGUAACCAAGAUAGGGUCAGAACUCCGUUCAAGAAGUUUAUGCAUGAAACAAUAACAACAUUCAAGUGUUUUUUUUGCCAAAUCAAUCAGAAUUUCAACUCAACAUGAGUGAUCAAUCACAAGUUGCAACUCCAUCAGAUUUUGACUCAGGAAGUGAAACUCAACUGUCAUUGUCAUCAAGAUCUGAAUGCCUUCUAGCACCUCAAUUCCCAGUGAAUCACGGUUUUUUAAGCAGGGAGAAUGCAGAUGCUCAAAACAAAAUUACACAGAUUGAAGAGAAAAAUUUGCUUUUAUCAGUGGAGAAUGAAAUUUUGGAGAAGUACCUCUUGAAAGUUGAUCCUGCAUCAAUUGAUGGAAUGGAUAAACUAUUAGAAAAAGUGAAUGAAAACAUAGCCAAAUCUCAAAUCAUCGUCCAAUCUCUGGAGCCUAUAUCAAGAGCUGGGAGUCGAACUUCGCAGAUAUCAAAGGCUGAUUCUGUGCACUCUGUUGGACCUACGUCGACUUUUACGCUGCCUGCGUCCGAAUCUCUCAAAAUACCACACAUAAGCUAUGAGUUUCGGCACGAUAUUGUCAGUCGAGAAAUGAACAGCAUGAAAUCAAAACUGAACAACUUGAUUGUCAAAAUGAGAAGGCAAAAAUCUAAUAUCACAGCCUGUUUGGAAGAAGUUGCAAUCCGAAUAAAAGACUUGACGGAAUACACAAAAAAAUUGAUGCUGCUUUCAAAGUCUGAUUCUAAAUCCAAAAUUAAUGUCGGCGUCUAUAUAGGUUUUAUGAGAGGUGUGUUGAAGCAAAUAAUCCAGAACAUUAACCAAGCGAAAACAAACAAAACUAUUCUAAGUAUUGAGAAAAAGAAAGUACUGCUGAGAAUGGAAGAUAAGGAAGAGCUAAGUUCGACUAUUUAUGCUAUUGACUUUGAUGUUUUGGAGAUACAGAAUCAAGAAUUGCGCAAACUGCUACACCAGAAGUGCCAUUGUUUAGCUUUGACAAAACGUUCUUUAGGCAGUGCUGAAAAAUCCUUGACAGCUUCGGUCAAUUUAGUUGAUUCUUUAAGUCAAGAGCUGAACAGUAUCAGAAAACACAUCAAACUUAAUCGAAAGAAACUUGUGAACCUUCGUAGGAAACGGAAAAAACUCGAGUCGGAAAUCAAACAGAAAAGAAAGGAAGCUCUAAUCUCUGAAAACUAUGUCAUCAAAAGCUCAGGCAAAAGUACAGAGGCUUUAGAUGUGGUGUCAUAUGCAUUAACUAAACUUUGCGUCAAUGAUCUGGAACGGAAACUGAAAAUCAGCUCAAGGAAGCACAAUCUCAAAUUGGGAUUGCUCAGUUGUGUGAGGCAUCAUUUCAAAGUUCUAACCAACCAAUCAAACAUGACCUACAGAAAUUCCCGAGUUUUGUAAUUAUCAACAAAAAAAUGUUCUUUGAAGUGUACAAGUAUCCUCUACUUAUCUUGUAUGAUUUCAAAUCAAAUUAAAUGAAAUUGAAUUUGAU
Molecule: messenger RNA, 3124 nt
Organism: Bemisia tabaci
Lineage: Eukaryota; Metazoa; Arthropoda; Insecta; Hemiptera; Aleyrodidae
Product: cilia- and flagella-associated protein 263
Source: RefSeq, a predicted model, not a curated record